CUGAUGUUGUUUUCUCCGCCGCACAUUUAUCUAACUGUCGACCCGUCCGUAGCGACGAGCUACUCGGAACCUGCUGCCCGGGUUCCCGCCCUGAAUGGACUACCAGUGCACCGAGACACCAUGAACACACCUUUUUAAUUCCACAGCACAGAGCAAGAGAACAACUACCAGGGAAGCGCGGGGAUGCUUCGCGCGCGUGUUGUGAGAGUAAUGAUAAGUAUUUAGACAACUCGCUCAUUAACUAGUAAUUACAUAAGUGGCGUUUAAACCGCCAGUGUGGUUCGCGUGUUUGCUAGCAGCUAAAAUUAGAACAACUCGCUGCCACAGAGGACACGGUGGUGUUUAUUCAGCGGGACUUUUUCGAUUUUUCAUCAAAGCACCUUUGGAUUUUUUAACACAAAGCAAGUGUGGAGCCGAGGACGAGGUCAACACAAACCAACACAGACCUGAAUCAUAGAGAGAGAUGACCCUAGUUUUGUCCAUGAAUCCUUUCCUGGACCCAGAGGGAGACCCUCCGCCCUCCACAUUCCCACCCAUAUGGGAAUCGAAGCGCUGCACUAAGACCUGCCUGUCGGACCCAGCCCCCCCCUGCAGCUCUGAAGAGCCAUGUGCACAAGCCCCCCCCUGCAGACGAGCUCCUGAUCAUGUCUCAGUAUCAAGGAUUGCGUACUUCAAGAGGAAGUUUGUGGAUGAUGAGGAUGAGCCGCCCUUCAGCUUCAGGACGUACUGCCAGACUGUUGCUCCGGUGCUGGAGGAGCGCGCCCACGUGCUGCGCCUCUCCCUGGAGAAGAUGCGCUUCAUCGACGACCCCGAGGCCUUCCUCCGGCGCUCCGUCCUCGUGAACAACCUCCUCCGGCGCCUGCGGACCGAGAUCCUCCUCCAGAGCGCCGACUGGUGCUUCCCUCCAAACGCCGCCUUCACCCCCGGCCCCCCGGCCCCCAGCGCUAACCCCUCCCACCAGGCCCUCCACGGAGCAGUGCCCACCCGCAUCUGCUUAGCACCCCAAGCCGGACCUCCUUUCCGUAAGCGCUUCCGGGUGGUCCGUGCGGGGCAGGGGGAUCUACGCCCCGACUCCGCCCAGACGUGCUGCUGCAUCUACGCAGCGGCGGCGACUGCAGGACACUACCUCCACCUGCCUUUCUCCAUGUACGACGCAGCACUCUCCACCUGCCCGUCUGCACCGCACUCCUCUUUCUUUCAGCUAGCUGGCCAUAGUAAGUUAGGGCUGACAGUGGCAAUAGAAGAGCAUGACGAUGAGGAUGAAGAGGAGGAGGAAGAAGAGGAAAAUGAAGAUGAAGAAGAGGGGGAGGAAGAAGAAGAUGAUAGAAGAGAGGCAGGGACUUCCCUGGAUGUUGUUAAGGACAAGUCAAGCCAGAAAAGCAGGACUAGGACCUUGCUGGGUCACGCACACACAAGGACAGAGGAAGACCGCUGCAUGGCAGAUAGGGAGGAAGAGGAGGAGGAAGAGGAGCAGGAGGAAGAGGAGGAAGAAGAGGAGGAAGGCCAGGUUGUUCUUCAAAAAGUCAGCCCGUGGCACCGCAGGGCUCAUAGACACUGAUCUUGCUUUCUGAGAAUGUAAAUGUAACGAUGACGACAGCUGUCCUCAGAUGAAGAUACUUUCUCCUCAGACGAUGGAGGUGUGAGCUACCUACUAUAGUAAUGCCAAGUCAGCUUUAUUUGAAUGCGCUAAUACAGUGGUGCAUGUUUUUGUAGGCCGACCCGGAAGUUAGCAUCACAGGGGCUCCCUCAACAAAUAUCAAAUGUGAUUUUUCCAUUGGAUUUUGGAAUAUUGCAGAAAAUAAGCUCUGUGGCAAACACAUGUUUAUGAUACUUAACAGGUUUCAUUCAGAAUGAUAAUCUCCACAUAUUAACAUAUAUUUUUCGUAACGUUUUGACGGCAAAGUUGAAAGUUGACUCGCGUCUAUCUGCGUCUUUACAUUGAUUUGACCGGACGCGAUGCGACCCAAAAAUCAUAUCUCGUCCGGUGUGAACGCACCAUCAGACAUUCACCAGUGGGAUAUUAACUGACGUAUUCUAUGUUGUAAAACAAAACAUGGAAAUCUCUUCAGCUUGUGUUAACCGCAGACCUUAUUUUGGAAAUAUAACAUUACAACAACAAAUAAGUUUAAAAACCUUCGACUUCAAGACGAGGGAGCUUAGGUGUGCUAAAAUGCUAACUCAUUUCCAGAGCUUAGGACUCAUUCCUGCACUACUCUAUAAACUUCAGGAUUGCGCACAUAUAAACUUUAUUAUUUUGCUUGUGUUAAGAUCACAUUAAAAUAAACUACAUAGGAAGAUCUUGGCCACUGUUGGCACUGGAAUACUUUCGAGAGAUAGAUAGAUAAAUAGGCUACGGUCACAUAGAGUGGGAUCUUCAAUCCUAAAAGUGAAGUGAAGGGUCUCCAAGACCAUUUUUACAGCCCCACAGCACAAAACUAAAGGUCUUAGUGGGGUUUAUAUUGGUGCACCGGUCUUGUUUCAGGACCCUAAACAAGCCUACAAAAGGUGUUGUGGAUUUGGGAGUGUGUGCUUCUGUGCGUGUAUGUGCGUGUGUCAGCGAGAUAUUAUGUAGCAUUUUAAAACUUGAUUUAAGCAGUUGUUUUAAUUAAACAUGGGUAUAUUUUAAAGCUGUCUCAGGCAAUGGCGCGCGACUGUGCUGCAGUGGCGGCAUCAUGUGUUUUUCUUCAAAUUACUUUAAGAAACAACAAUCAUAAACAUUUAAAAUGUUAAAUCUCAAGUUCAAGUGCCUUAGUGUUUUUAUAGAUUCUUGUAUAUUGUGUGUUAGUGUAAUUGUUCUUGUUGCUAAGUAUCUUGCAUUCCAAGUGACUGCGUUUGACUGAAACAGGACAUAGGCAUGUAGUUAAAUGCUGGGAUUCUGUGUCUAUGAAAGCUCAAACUGAAUUUCAACACCCAAAAUGCAUGUUUUCUAGCAUUACGUGUCUUGACAACGCACAAACUUGAAAGCAACUUUCAAGUGAAGUUGCUAAAGUCUUGUUCAAAACCUCCUUUACUUAGAUUCAAUCAGGAGAGGCUUGUUAUGGUUGGGUCGUUCUGUCCAUUGAUGAAGUUUCACCAAAAGUCUGCAGCAUUAUGGAUUAUAACCAAUAAGGUUCAUCACGGAAAUACAUGUAUAGCAAACACAACAGGACAAGUCAGAUUCACUCAGUUCUAUUUGAAGUUAAAGGAAUAGUUUGUCAUUUUAGGGGAUAUACUUGCAAUUAAAACCUUUUUGCAGUAACAGUACUGGCACUUCUAAAGCUGACUAAAUGACAUGUUAUAUAUCCCAAUGGUUUUACGAGGGGAGCCUUACUCUGGCUAGAUUUGUAAAACUGUACAUAGAUUCACGACCAAAGUUUUUGGUACGCACAAAAACAGAAAUAUGCAUACGCAGAUUUAUAAAGGUUCAUGAUGUUGCUCAUGACAUUGUUUUGGGUCCCUGUGCUUAAAGGUGGGGUAUGUAAUUUAUUUCAGAAACACUUUUUGUUAUAUUCCAUGGAAUGCUCUUAACA
Molecule: messenger RNA, 3509 nt
Organism: Trematomus bernacchii (emerald rockcod)
Lineage: Eukaryota; Metazoa; Chordata; Actinopteri; Perciformes; Nototheniidae
Gene: sertad4
Product: SERTA domain containing 4
Exons: 4
Coding region: 464-1558 (364 amino acids)
Cellular component (GO): nucleus
Source: RefSeq, a predicted model, not a curated record